This is a messenger RNA of Heterotrigona itama, 5080 nucleotides long. The record is from the annotation of a GenBank genome assembly. NCBI's taxonomy places the organism in Eukaryota, Metazoa, Arthropoda, Insecta, Hymenoptera, Apidae.
AUGAUGAAUUUAAAAAAAGUUGCUCAGUAUCUUCAUAAAGUGUUUAUUUUCAACCAGAGUUUUCAACUGCAGUAAAUUUGCCCAAUUUUUGUAGAAAAUGGAAAUGUGAAAAUAUCUAGAAAAAAGAUAUCAGGUAACUAAAAUAUGAACAAUCUUUUAAUAUUGAGAACGUUUUAUUGCCUGUAAUAAAAAGUAUUCAGUUUUGUGCAAUAUUUUUUGCAAUUUUUAGUAGCUAGUUAAUAUUUAUUCUACAAUCUUUUGAUUUUCAGGAUGAUUUUAAUGCAUUUUCUAAUACAAUUUGUACAAGAUUUUGGUAAUAAUCAGACAGAAUUAAGCAAAAAGUAAUUUGAUUGACAACUAUAACUAACCUACGAAUCCAUGUUCAUGAUUACUGAUUACAAUCACUGAUUAUAAUCCAGUAGUUGUGGCUAAUAAAUAACUGAAAUUAACAAUGUAAUCAAUGAACACGGUCAACUCAAUAACCAUUAAUCACGGAAUAAUUAUGUGUUUGAUUACAAUUAACAGAAAUUUAGUAUCAUGGUAAUUAUAAUGAUAUUGGAUAAUAAAAGGUAUUUGUAAUCAUGCAUUAAAUGAUUACAAAUCACAAAUUAAUGUAUUUAUGACUAUUGACUUGUGUCAGAAAUGAUUAAUUGGCUUGUGAUUACUAUGAUUACUUUUAGUAAUCAAUUACAAAAACAAUUAGAAAAUAACUAAUUACAAUAUUAUUACUUAAUCUUAUUCGUAUGGAACCAAACUGAAUUAACGAAUAUCUUUAAUAGGCAAAAAUUGGUUAAAUGCACAAUUUUUUCAAGUUAAUGAUGUUGCAAAUUUGCGACCGUGUGCGUUUAAAGGUUAAAUUAGCAUUAAUUGCAAACAAUAUCUCUGAAUAUUGUGUGAAAAUAUAUAUCAUGAAAAAUGAUUUACAUACGUGAAGUUUCUAGUUAUAUUCUUCACUAGAUUGGCAUCACACCGUGCAAAAGACUGAAACUUAAUAAUACAUCAUCUUACUAAGAAUUUGAUUGUUCCAGAAGAUGUUGGAGGGAUCGGCGAAUCAACUAUGUAGAUGGUUAUUCUUGGCGGGGUUGAUUUAUUGCUCGUCCUGUCAAGGUGUUUCUUCCACGUUUGAAAACAAGACGGGCCAAAGCGAGAGCAAGCCGCGCGUAUUCUCGCCGAGAAUGGAUUACGACGAGUGGACACCGCUUGGCCGUGGCGAUCCGUUGAAGAACAAUCCGACAUUCGAUUACGUUCCGCCUGUGCUCGACAGGGUUCAAUAUUGGCUCGACUCUCACACGACCGAGCCGUCCGCGAAACGCGACAUCCUCGUACUGGGUGUCACCGCGAAAAAAACCAGUCCGAAGAUACCGGAGCAGUUCUUGAAGUUUGUCGACGGGCCGAAGUUCACGAGAUCGAACCACCAGGAUGUCAGGGGCAACGACUUCACUGGCAGCACUGGCGCAGAACCGCCGAAAUUCGUGAGGACGAGCAACUUCAGGAACGGGCCGAUCGACUACAGGAAUCAAAACAGAAUCCAGUCGAUACCGGCUAGCUACUAUCCCAGCCCGUUUUACAAUCAAAAGACGAAACCUUACACGAUGAUGCUUCCACCGCCGUUGACUCAGAAGGACAAGAUCGUCAGCUUCGUCGAGUCUAUGAAUCAGCAACAGCAGCAGUACAACACGCAAACGGAGGACGGACUCGUGCUCCAAGACUCGCAGGUUUACGGUUCUCCACUGAAGGGUUACAAUCAACAGCAACCAGGGAAACACCAGUCUCAAACUUUGUCCAAGUUCGCCCCGAACAAAGGCCCUGUUCAAACAGUCUCCACGCAAGUGGAAACAAUCAAGAGCGUGCACGGCCCUUCGUCGUCGCUGUCGACGAAGCUCAAAUACGACAGCGCGACCACACCGUCCGUUUCCUUCGAGAAGUCCAAUCUGAUUUACCAGUCGACGCAAACAUUGUCCGGCGGCUGGCCAGCUGGUGGCUCGUUCGCGACGUCGACCAUCGUAUCGGACGCCGGUCAGGCCAGCGAUUACUCUCGCGACCAAUACGACGUCGAUCAUCACGUCGCGGCGGCGUCUUCGAAUCAUCAGGUGGUCGUCGAGCAGAACGCGAAUAUAAUAGUCGACGGAGACAGCAACGAAAACGAGGAGGUGGUCGUCGGUCAAAAGGAGAAAGUCGACUCAGCGUCGAACACCGUGUCACCUGUUACGACCACGAUGACGACGACCACUACGUUCGACUCCAUCCACGAGGAUAAGAACGACGACGCGGACGACGAAUCGACAACGAAUCGGCCCUCCGAGAAGAUGCACAUCGUUAUCGCCAAUUCGCCCCACAGUCUUGACGUCGAGGCGACGAGCGAAGCGAAGCGAGAACCAGUGGCGAUCGUGAUGCCGAGCAAUUAUUCGGCGACGAAUAAGAAGUUGACUCACGCCUCUUCAAGCUCGGUGACAAAGCCGGAGUCGCCGGAGACAACUGCCGCAACCAACCUCCUCGUGGAAAACUCAACCGCGGCGGGAACAGCCAGCGAAGUCUCGUCGAAAGUCGAGUUUCAGCCAGUUCGAGGUUCGCCGAUCUUCGCGGAGAGCUCGCAGUCCACGGUCGUUUUACCGAACAAAAUGAUGCCGGCUCAUCAGCAACAGCAGCACGCGAUGCACUACCACUCGACGAUCGCUCCGUUCCCCUCCCAGCAUCCUGUCGAUUCUUUCCUCGGAUUUGGCCCGCCGCAAGCUCCUCUCUCCUCGAUGAUGCACCCACAGGCUAAGCCCAACCACGGGACGAUGCAUCUUCUCGGUAGCAUGCGUCCGACAGUCGGUUUCCGAGCUCCGGUCUCGAUGUCGAUGUUCCCGCCAAUGACGCACAUGCACGCGCCACCGCCGCCACCGCCACCUGUAAGAUCGACGAUCGAUCACAUGGGAUCACCUUUGAUCGUGGAUCAGCCAGCAGCUCGCCCAUCGUCGCCGCAGUUACAGAACUUCCCCCCUAUGUUCGUCGACUCGCCGUCGCAAACUUCGACUCUGAUCGCGCAUUCGAUCGCUACCGAGGACCAUUACUUCGAUCGGCAUCGAGCUCGCUUGCCAGGCACAACCGCGUCGAUCUUUACCACACCGACCUCUUCUCCCUUCUUGCCUACCGUCUCCUCGCCCGUGCUCGAGAAUUCGUCGUUGGUUGACAUGCACGACGCCGGUCAUUCGGAAAAGAGCGACGAUCGUUCUGCGGGGAAAGAGGCACCGGUCCGCGACAGAGAGCAAGGAGAAGAGAUAGAGAAAGUGGAAAUGGAAAUGGAAAUGGAAGAGGAGGAGCAGCGGGAGAAAGAGCGAGACAGUCGGAAAAAAAUAUCGAUCGGCUCGUCCUCGGAUUCGACGACCCCGAGAGUUACCACCGUACCGAAUCUGACCACCGAUCCUAUCUUCUCGCACUACAAACAACCGGCGAAACCUAUCCGCGGCCCGAUGUACCUCAUCAUUCAGGGCCACUCGAAGGUGAAGACUUACAAACCCACGAUGAGCAAACACGGAGUGCCUAUAGAGGGGAACGAGAUCCCGGAGAGCGUCACAGAGAGACAGUUGUCGAAAUUCGAGCAGUUCGUUCAGGAGAACACGAGGAGUGGGAAUCGCGCGGCAACAGCGAGUGCAGCGGAGAAGAAGAAGAUAGAAGAGAAAGCGCGUAUCGAGAAGCUCGCUAAGGUUCGUCAAAGUAACUUAAUGAGCCUUGUCGAGAGCGGUUUAGCGAGCUUCACCGUGUCACCUUCGUCUCCUGUGACGGAGGACGAACGCCGAGGAAACUCGGUGACCACGAUCGAGAUCAACGCUAACUAAGAUUGUUCGCGCGGAUAGGAAGAGAUUGGAAAGAGAUAUAUGCAGGAUGUGCGACGAUACGACCGAAGCCUCAAUAAAGUCGAGAGACUCGACUCAAGCGUGACUCAAACGGAUCAGUUUAAAACUAUUCAGUUCGAAACUAGUUGGUCACAAGACGAUGGUUGCGCUGUCGCGAACAAAUUCACAUGAAACGAUACGUGGACGAUGUCAGUCACGAAAUUUCUGUUUCUGCGACGCAGCUUUCUUCGAGCUAUUAAUUGCAAAAGAUGCAAAUAUUACCAUUGAAAAUUCGCAACAUUCUGUAUCGUUAAUUUCAAAUCUACGAUUCUACGAAAUUGUACAUUUAGAGUUUGAUAAUAAAAAUAACAGCAGAGAGGGUGUUUCCUCUUUGAAGUUUUAUUUUGAUACAUGGGAAUGUGGUUGAUAUUGAUUUCGAGCGAUUAAAAAUUGGUUUCGUUCAUCGAUAUGAGAUCGGUUGAGAUUGGAUUAUGGUUUUAUGGUUGAGAAAUUGGUUCUAAAGUGGUUCGUCUGAGUUCAACCUUGGGCUACGAACGAGCCUAUACACGAGCGUUGAAACGACCUUCUUCAAUUUAUUCUACAAAUUAAAAAAGCAUAGGAAGAUAUUGAUACCAUAAAUAUUAUUGUUUAAAUUUAUCUCUAGAAUUUAUCAUUACUCAUUUUCCUCCGAAAAAUGAAUUUACGAACUUGUGAAUUGGAUAUCGAUUCUGUGAUACUUAUGUAAUGAAAUUAAUAAAAUUGGAGUUUGCGAAGGAGUCACAUUGUAGUGUGAUAAAACGAAUAAACGCUCGUGACAAAUUUAUGCUUAUUUGUUAUAUUCGUUUAAUGAACACAAAUACACGUAGAUGUGAAUACAAAUUCGGUUUAAAUGCACUAUGUAUUCACGCAUUAUAUUUUCAACAUAUGCUUAAACGUUCGUUAAUUUUUUCUCGAUGCAUUCAUGCUACGAAGAACGCUCUGAAUUUUAUGUUUUAAUGCAUGUUUUGAAUUACAUACAUUUUCUUUUUACUUAGUUCUAACUACAGGAUUAGUAUUUAAUUCUAAAAAAAGAAAUAUAUAACUUAAGAAAAUGGCACAAAUAAUGGUCAAUUCUAAAGAAAAUUUAAAAAAAAAACAAUGCUUGUGAUAUCAUCAUUUUACUGUGCUUUCCGAUUUAUGAAACCGAUCAAUAUGGCUUCUGAAUAAUUAUCGUCAAUCGUCUGUUGUUUUCAGCAAUUUCUUUGCAACGUUUAUACACGUUAUAU